GGUUCCAAGAAGAGUUUCCGGAUCAAGACAAAUCACACGACGACGAAACGAUCCGAAAGAAAAGCCCACCGAAUCAUCGUUCCCCUCUUUAAAUUGAAAAAACAUCGUUGCCUCCUCAUCACUCAUCACUCCCCUCCUCUCCCUCGUUCUCUCCCUUUCAAAUCCUCCAUAUCUCCCUCCCUCUCUCUCUCUCUCUCUGUUUCUACCAUGGAGAAUCGCCUGAAGCUUCGCAUCUCCCGCAUGUUCCACUCCCCCUUCGCCUCUUGCAAGCCCCGACCCGCCGCCGCGUCAUCGUCCGACGUCAUUGUCGACCCGCGGUCCCGCCGGAGCUUCCGCUCCGAUUCGACCACGGAGCCGCUCUUGCCCCGCAGGCCUCGCCCUCCUCCCUCCAUCUGCAGACCCCAAGAGAACAGGCACUGCGUCGAUGGCGCCUGCAUCGUCCCUGCCGCCAAGGCCGCCUGCGAUCGCCCCCGACAGAAGCUGUCGGGCCGCGAUCUCCGCAAGGGCCGGUUCUGCCCCCCGACAUCCCCCGUGUCGCCUCUGGGCCGGCUGUUCGUCGGCGGCUUCAGGGACGAGUAUUACCAUCGGCAUCUUCAUCCCCAUCGUCACCGUCGCGGCGGCGGGUUUGAAGAAUGUCACAAGAAAAGCGUGACCAAGAAGAGCAAGAGCAAAAGCAAGAGGAGUAGUAGCAAUGCUGCUGCUUCCACGUGCCCUUUGAGCAUGAGCUCGUCCUCGCUGAGCACUUACUACGACGGCGACCUGUUCAGCAGCGACGACGAGCGAGAAGACGACGGGACGGAGACCCUGUUCUCUUCCCGGACCCUCUCCUCCGAUUCCUCCGAGUCCCAGCGCCGCCGCCCCCUCCGGAGGCCAAGCUCUCGCCAGAGGAGGAGGAGGAGAGCGGCAGCCGCUGACGUCAUGCCCUUGGGCGAGAACGACGGCGGCAACAUGAAGGGUAGCUUCGCCGUCGUGAAGCGGUCGAGCGACCCGUACGGCGACUUCAGGACGUCGAUGGUGGAGAUGAUCGUGGAGAGGCAGAUGUUCUCGGCCAAGGACCUGGAGAGGCUCCUGAACUGCUUCCUCUCCCUCAACUCCCACCACCAUCACAAGAUCAUCGUCCAAGCGUUCACCGAGAUAUACGAGGCUCUGUUCACAAACUGGUGUUGAGAAAAACAGAAUGCCUUGCUCUGUUUCUCUUUCGUUUUUUUUUUCUCUUUCUUUCUUUCUCCCUUGCAGUUCUCUGCUAGUUUAGUGAUGUUAUUAGACGUUCCUAACUGAAAUUGACUGAACUAAUGAGAUGAGUGGCCCCUGUUCACGUUCUCCA
Syzygium oleosum is the source of this 1324-nucleotide messenger RNA. RefSeq names its product transcription repressor OFP8-like. Gene Ontology annotation, biological process: negative regulation of DNA-templated transcription. Bases 208 to 1167 code for a protein of 319 amino acids. The record is from RefSeq and is a predicted model, not a curated record. The transcript has a single exon. Lineage: Eukaryota; Viridiplantae; Streptophyta; Magnoliopsida; Myrtales; Myrtaceae.